Meloidogyne enterolobii is the source of this 1595-nucleotide messenger RNA. The record is from the annotation of a GenBank genome assembly. Lineage: Eukaryota; Metazoa; Nematoda; Chromadorea; Rhabditida; Meloidogynidae.
AUGUUCUUCUUAAUUAAUUACAACUUUAAAUAUUUAAUUAAAUUUAUUUUUAUUGUUUUAUUUAAUAUUGUAAAUCAACUAAAUUAUUUGGAUGGCCGUUUGCUAGAUACUUCUGUUGCUUGUGAUCAACACAAUUUUCUUCUUUCACUCAAUUUCGAUGUCCCUUUCCGCGGUUUAGUUUAUAGCGAAGAGGGCUUGCCCAAUUGUAUUUAUGUCAACGGAACAAUGCUUUCUCAAUUAAAUUAUCAUUUAAAAGUUCCUUUAAAUGGGUGUGAAACAAAAAUAAAUUUGGAUGGAAAUUUUGAGAAUGGAGUUAUUAUACAAGAAAAUAUUGGGUUUUUACAAGCUAGUGAUAAAAAAUAUUUGCUUACAUGUAUUCCUUCAAGUCCUUUAAUAAAUCCUCAAACAAAUACAAGUACAACAACAAUUACCCCUUUACCUCCCCCUUUAUUAACUACAAAAAGUUCUUCUUUUACUACAACUACUAUAGCUUUUGGAGAAGAAAAUGAAGCUAUUAAUGUUGAUUUAAAUGAAUUGAGUUCAAAACCAAAAGAAUAUUUUACUUCCUCUACCUCUUCAUUAAAUCCCACACAACAACAACAAAUCCCUUCAUUGGAUGAACCGACAAUAAUUAAUAAAAAUUCUGAAUUAAAAUAUUCUGUAGAAAUAAAAUCUGGACAUAAUUUUGAAGAAUUUUCUUUGGAUUCUAAUAAUUUAAUGCCUGUUGGGGCUUCUUUAAAUAUUGGGGAUCCGAUUUCAUAUCUUGUACGUAUCCAAAAACCAGUUAGCGAUUCACAAAUCGGUCGGUGUUGGGCUACUGACUCAAAUUCUUCUUUGGAAUUAAGUGAUGAAAGGGGGUGUUCUUUACAACCUAAAGGAAAUAUUUGGGGAGCUUUUGAAAGAGUAGAAACUCAGGAAGAAGUUGUAUUUAUUAAUAGAAUAAAAGCUUGGGCCUUUCCGACAAGUAAUGAAGUAAAUAUUUUUUGUAAUUUGCGUAUUUGUAUGUCCAAACAUUGUUCUUUUAUUACAAAUUGUUCAGAAUUAACUAGACAACGAAGAAAUGAUGAAAAUAAUAAUAAUGGAAUAUUGGAGGAAAUAGAAAUAUUAAAAACUUUAAUUAAAUUAAAUAGAAAUAAAAGAAAUAUUCCUUCUUUAAUUUUUGAAAAUAAUUGUAAUAAACAAAAAGAAAUUUUAAAUGAAGAAGAAAAUAAUUGGUUAUGGUGUAUUUCUUUAACUGAAAUGUUUAUUGUUUGUGUUUGUUGUGGGUAAGUUUACGAAGGAGAAUUUAUUUUUUAAAUUAGAGAAGAGAGAUUUUUUGGUGUUUUUAAAUGAAUUGAAACGGGAGAGCAUUUUAGACCCCCUUUAAACGUAGAAAAUUCGGCUCUAUCUGAAAGGAGGUGCGGGAUAUUUUUUAUAUUUUUAUUAUUUCCUCCUUCCUUCGCUAGUCAGUCUACCUUUCAUUUUCCCUUAAUAUAAAAAAAUAGUCAGCCCUUAAUUUUCCCAAUACUUCAAUAUUUUAUUUUUAACUCGUUCUUAAACUUUGCAACAAAGGCACAAGGAAAUAAAAAUUUAGGUGACUUUAUAACUCACAAGAG